AUGCAGCAGCCUCAAUCUCUACCCGGACUCAAUUUACCCCGUACUCUCACUCGCCCUGCGCCUUCUGAGGCUAGCAGGGAGAAUAUCUCAGCCAUUGAUCCUGCGCUUGCGCAAAUUCCAUUCGAGUACAUCCGCAGGGGAUUGCAUGCUCGAGGAGCCGAGAUGUACGCGUCCAUCUCGCGUCUCCCCCUUCCCCACUCUGUAUCAAAAUCGCGCAUCCCAUCGUCUGUUGAUCUCCCUAUCACGACCUCUUCCCCUCCGACACACGUUCUUGCCGUCUAUACGAGCGUGUCACCCUCUAGGCCCCUAGAUGAUGCAAGCAAAGCCUUCAUUAUUCCUACCCAUGGCCUCGUGCUUGCAGCGCACUGCGCAAAGCUUCCGCGUCUGCCGCCCUCGCGACUGCAGGUACGCGCGAACGGCACCGCAACUAUACCUGUGAUUAGACUUUCUGUUCCUGUCGCCGAGGCAUUCGUACCACUCCACACAUUUCUGGUCUCGCGCCGAAUGGACAUUUUUUUAUGCUCGCUGCUCCCACUACCUUCCUCGAUGGUAUCCUCUGCACGCGCGAGCAGCUCGUCUCAGAGUACUCUAGAGAACAUGUCCGCCCACCAGCUCGCUACCUACCUCGCCACUGCGCCAGUGGGCGACAAAAUGAGCGCGUUGAUGGGCGUAGCACGCACCAUCAUCGGCGUUUGGCAGAAUGCCUCGCUGCUGGGGGUGCUCGACUUUGAGAUGUGGGAUGGAUUGGAUUUUGCAUGGGAGAUUCUCUUGGCCGCGAUGAACAUGGCCAUCACAUCACAUCAUUGA
This is a messenger RNA of Heterobasidion irregulare TC 32-1, 807 nucleotides long. RefSeq lists its product as uncharacterized. The transcript is spliced from 2 exons. Lineage: Eukaryota; Fungi; Basidiomycota; Agaricomycetes; Russulales; Bondarzewiaceae. The record is from RefSeq and is a predicted model, not a curated record. Bases 1 to 807 code for a protein of 268 amino acids.